Messenger RNA from Dissoconium aciculare CBS 342.82, 668 nucleotides. RefSeq lists its product as uncharacterized. Lineage: Eukaryota; Fungi; Ascomycota; Dothideomycetes; Mycosphaerellales; Dissoconiaceae. The transcript has a single exon. The coding region runs from base 152 to 613 and encodes 153 amino acids. The record is from RefSeq and is a predicted model, not a curated record.
GGGCUGUUUCACUCGCUAUUAGUCAUCAUUCUCUGUCGAAUUGUCUCCUCCUCAAGGAUCGAAUGGACGCCACGGAGGAGACGCUGCUCUUUUUCGACGUCCUUGAUUGCGCUCGCUAUACAGUGGGAUCCUGAGGAAAGACAGUCUGCUGAUGAGUUGUUGCAGCGUCCGUGGACAGAGAAGGCCGAUUGGAGAGCCGGUCUUCCGAGUUGCCCUGUUCUUGCACGACGCUGCUGCCACGCACUAUAUGCACCGGGCGUGGAUCUGGUAUAGCACCGAUUGCAAUCUUUUGAGACCGCAAUGUACGCCCAGAUAUAACAUGCACUUCAAUUCACUUGAAUUCAAUAUAAUGAACGAAUCGUGGAGAACGAGAGACUCGAGGCAGUGUGUCUCGUGCAUUUCCAUCGUGGCAUUGUUGGGGUGUUUAUACCGACACAAAGAGUCCCCGUCGCAUCAUCUCAGCGGAAGCGCUGCAGAGCAGAGAGUUGCGUGCUUACGACAUCGGAGAACAUGCGCCGAAUCGAUGCUGGAGAUGUUUGCCACGAUAUAUAUGCCUUGGAGAGACAGCCGGGGAUGUGUACAUUUACAAGUUUUACCGAAGAGUGUUCUGUAGACGGGCGCGGGCGGGUGCCGACAGUUUUCGGUCGCGUUGUUGCGGAAACGGUGAC